AUGACUCUUCGUGUUAUUCACGUGUGGGGUGUUUUACUUUCAGAUCCAUCCCCGGGGCACACAGAACCACCCAAAGUGCACAUAGAACCACCCAAGGUGCACAUAGAACCACCCAAGGUGCACAUAGAACCACCCAAACUGAACACAGAACCACCCAAAGUGAACACAGAACCACCCAAAGUGAACACAGAACCACCCAAAGUGCACAUAGAACCACCCAAAGUGAACACAGAACCACCCAAAGUGCACAUAGAACCACCCAAAGUGCACAUAGAACCACCCAAAGUGCACAUAGAACCACCCAAAGUGAACAUAGAACCACCCAAAGUGAACAUAGAACCACCCAAAGUGCACAUAGAACCACCCAAAGUGAAUAUAGAACCACCCAAAGUGCAUAUAGAACCACCCAAAGUGAACAUAGAACCACCCAAAGUGAACAUAGAACCACCCAAAGUGCACAUAGAACCACCCAAAGUGAAUAUAGAACCACCCAAAGUGCACAUAGAACCACCCAAAGUGAACAUAGAACCACCCAAGGUGCACAUAGAACCACCCAAAGUGAACAUAGAACCACCCAAAGUGCACAUAGAACCACCCAAAGUGCACAUAGAACCACCCAAAGUGAACAUAGAACCACCCAAAGUGAACAUAGAACCACCCAAAGUGCACAUAGAACCACCCAAAGUGAACAUAGAACCACCCAAGGUGCACAUAGAACCACCCAAAGUGAACAUAGAACCACCCAAGGUGCACAUAGAACCACCCAAAGUGAACAUAGAACCACCCAAAGUGCACAUAGAACCACCCAAAGUGAACAUAGAACCACCCAAAGUGCACAUAGAACCACCCAAAGUGCACAUAGAACCACCCAAAGUGCACAUAGAACCACCCAAAGUGCACAUAGAACCACCCAAAGUGCACAUAGCAAAGUGA
This is a messenger RNA of Procambarus clarkii (red swamp crayfish), 933 nucleotides long. Lineage: Eukaryota; Metazoa; Arthropoda; Malacostraca; Decapoda; Cambaridae. The record is from RefSeq and is a predicted model, not a curated record.